GUCUGCAUUAUAUGAAUUUCGUCGCAUGUAAUAGUAAGGUUACGAGCAAGGCAGGAUCAGAUUCAACGUGAAGGGUGGAUGUGACCUGAAUAUGCCCAUCCUGGUGUCCAGGGUAGCACCCAACAUGCCAGCAGACACUUGCUACCCCAAGCUCAGCGAGGGAGACCAGGUGUUGCUGAUUAAUGGAGUGGAUGUCAGUAGGAUGGUCCAUGACCAUGUAGUCAGCCUGAUACGAGCUGCCAGGGACUUGCACAUGGGAGAGUUGGUCCUCACUGUCAGGCCUAAUGGUAUUGCUCACAUGUAUUACCCUAGGUCAUGAUGUGGUGUGCUGUGCAGGUGUUGCUGAUUAAUGGAGUGGAUGUCAGUCGGAUGGUCCAUAACCAUGUAGUCAGCCUUAUACGAGCUGCCAGGGACUUGCACAUGGGAGAGUUGGUCCUCACUGUCAGGCCUAAUGGUAUUGCUCACAUGUAUUACCCUAGGUCAUGAUGUGGUGUGCUGUGCAGGUGUUGCUGAUUAAUGGAGUGGAUGUCAGUUGGAUGGUCCAUGACCAUGUAGUCAGCCUUAUACG
Molecule: messenger RNA, 568 nt
Organism: Homalodisca vitripennis (glassy-winged sharpshooter)
Lineage: Eukaryota; Metazoa; Arthropoda; Insecta; Hemiptera; Cicadellidae
Product: tyrosine-protein phosphatase non-receptor type 4-like
Exons: 2
Coding region: 92-319 (75 amino acids)
Molecular function (GO): protein binding
Source: RefSeq, a predicted model, not a curated record